Messenger RNA from Chlamydomonas reinhardtii, 1772 nucleotides. RefSeq lists its product as uncharacterized. NCBI's taxonomy places the organism in Eukaryota, Viridiplantae, Chlorophyta, Chlorophyceae, Chlamydomonadales, Chlamydomonadaceae. Gene Ontology annotation, cellular component: membrane; mitochondrion. Gene Ontology annotation, biological process: mitochondrial electron transport, cytochrome c to oxygen. Bases 169 to 1317 code for a protein of 382 amino acids. The transcript is spliced from 10 exons. Gene Ontology annotation, molecular function: cytochrome-c oxidase activity. The record is from RefSeq and is a predicted model, not a curated record.
UGCAUGCGGUCGCGCAUCCCCGUCGACCCGGGCGUCUGCAGCCCCGACUUACACAGAUGUGGUGCAUUAGUGUACUAGAACCUACAAACAGACCGGGACUCCAGCGCGACCGGUGAAACCAGCGUUUGCGGGGGGUCACUUGUCGGAAGUCUUGUAAACAAAAGCCAAAUGCGGUCCCAGCUGCUCCGCUUCCUGACGCGGGCUCCCGCAGGCUUCAGCCAGGAGGGUCUGCAGGCCCUGCGCGCUGGCCUGACCUCGGGCGAGGCUUCCGGUCUGCUGCAGUCCUCUGCCUUCGGCCGGCAGAAUGAGAGCGCUGCGCCCCGCGGCCUGGGCUUCGGCAAGAUGGCUCUGCCCCUGAGCUUCCAGGGCCACCUGAUGAGCACCCUGGCCUCCGCCAACGGUGACGACAAGAAGGAGCCCACCACCGGCGCCCUGGCGCAGCAGCCUCAGGUGCCCAACGCCCUGGCGGCCCUGCCCCCUCGCGGCACCCGCACCAUGGGCAGCCACGCCGCGGGUCACCAGACCGCCAAGGAGUUCUACAUGGAGCACAUCGGCAAGCGCCACCCCUUCCACGUGCUGCCGCCCAGCCCCUGGCCCAUGCUGGCCGGCUGGGGCACCUACGUGAGCUGCCUGGGCAUGGCCGCCUGGUUCCACAACAUGCCCACCGGCGGCGCGCUGAUGGCGUUCGGCAUGGCCAACAUCGCCUGGACCGCCAUCACCUGGUGGCGCGACUGCGCCAUUGAGGGCGACAUGGGCAUGCACACCGAGGUGGUGCGCAAGAACUUCAUCAGCGGCAUGUGGGCCUUCAUCGUGUCCGAGGCGCUGCUGUUCGUGGGCCUGCUCUGGGCCUGCCUGCACCUGGGCAUGUCGCCCAGCGUGGCGCUGCAGAUGCAGUGGCCGCCCGUGGGCAUUGAGCCCAUCGGCUGGGACAAGCGCGCGCUGGUCAUGUCGGCGGUGCUGGCCGCCUCCUACUACUCGGCCAACGUGGCCAUGGUGGCCAAGGACCCUAAGGUGGUGAUGGGCGCGCUGGCCACCACCAUCGGCCUGGGCGCCAUGUUCUUGGCUGACCAGUACCUGGAGUACAACGAGACACCCUUCACCAUCACCGACUCGCCCUACGGCACCACCUUCUUCGUGACCACCGGCUUCCACGGCAUGCACGUGCUGCUGGGCUCGCUGUACCUGACCGCCGCGCUCAUGAUGUACAAGCGCACGCACAACGCGGGCGCCGCGCUCAAGAGCUCCAUCCUGUACUGGCAUUUCGUCGACAUUGUGUGGAUUGCCGUGUACGGCAUCAUCUACGUCGGCCAGUACUAGGCUGCUGGUCGUAUGACGGGUGUGUGUGGCAGGUUGGGCCCGCCUCGCCUGCCUUCACAGCUGCCACACGCUACAGCAAUGUGGCGCGCCUUGGAGUGAAGAGGAGGAGAGGAGAGCAGAUCUGCCGGGCGCGGCAGCAGUGGCAGGGCCCCCAGCUUGACAAUCUGAGUCGAGUGCCAGUAUAGGCUUAAUGAUCUUUAGGUUAGCAGUGUGAAACUGGUUAUUACUGCGUAAUGUAGGAGUAUAAUUGAUGAUGCGCGUAAGGCGACGGUGCCACGGUGGGGCGUUUGUACUUGGCUUGGGCUCUUGUGCUGGAGCCGGGUUGACAGUGUAGCGGUAAAGAACGUUAGUGCGCACUUAAGAGCAUGGGCGGGGAGGGGAGUGCGGGCAGGGGAUAUGGCUGCAUGGGGAGUCUUGCGCAGCCGCGUGGACGGUUUAUGUAAGGUGCCAUGCGG